AUGGGAGAAAGAGUUAUAAUCCCGAAAGAACUGAGAGCCAGAGUGCUCAAGGAACUGCAUAUUGGUCACCCAGGAAUCGUGAGGAUGAAAAAGCUUGCUAGAAGCUAUGUGUACUGGCCAAACAUUGAUGACGAUUGCCAAAACAUGGUGCGUAACUGUUCGAAGUGUCAAGAAUAUGCGAAAAAUCCCAUAAAAGUGCCAUUGGAGUCAUGGCCAACUCCUUCUCGUGCCUGGCAAAGAAUACAUGUGGAUUUCGUGACCGAUUAUCGUAGGGCUGCUACUGAACGUGGUAAUGUGUGGAAAGCCCCACACUUCACAUGGAAGCAAGGAGUUGUCGCAGAACGACUUGGGAAAGUUAACUAUGAGGUCGUCGUUGAAGGAAGGCUGAUGCGGAAACACGCUAAUCAAUUACGACACAGCAACACAACCGCAAGCUGGAAAUGUGAAGACAAUUCGUUGAAAACCCUGCUCGACGUGGUAGAAUUGGAUGACAAUCGGCUAAGAAGCAGCGACAAGGUUGCUAGUGAUUUGGACGUCAACACCGCUAUACCGUGCUCUCCAGAACCAUCACUGCGACGGUCGACUAGAAUACGAAGACCCGUGAAACGAUAUGGCAUUGAUGUGUAG
Cooperia oncophora is the source of this 627-nucleotide messenger RNA. Lineage: Eukaryota; Metazoa; Nematoda; Chromadorea; Rhabditida; Trichostrongylidae. The record is from the annotation of a GenBank genome assembly.